GCUAACACUUAAAAUAAAUCAAUUAAUAUACGCAGCAUAUAAGAGAAUAAAAAAAAAGUAAAAAUAAAAAAAUUAUGCGGCUACUAAAACAGCAAAGAUUAAUUAAAUUAAUUAAAUAAAAAAUUUAUUUCGUUUAAAUAUUUUUAGAAAACAAUAUUAAAAUGGCACGACUGCCACCGCCUUUGACGAAUGCAUGCAUUUUUUUUGCUCCGCUUAUAAAUACCAACAUCUACGCUAGCGCCAGCAACAGUAAAAGAAACAACAAUAAUAAGACAUGUUGUAUAUGUGCCACGAACACUUAUUGUGCUCAGCAAGAACAUCUCAAUGGUGUACAGCACUCUUAUCAGUCGCAAUGGCGUCAUCGUGAGCAAUACAUUGGGAGCAGCAACAGCUCUUGCUGUUAAGCUGUUAACAGGCUGUUAACGUAUAAUUGCACAGCCUGUUCAAAAGCAGACCGCUGGUAUGAGUUUGAUCAUGAAUGCAUGUGCAAAAAUGUGUGAUUAAAUUAAAAAAAAGUUAUAUAGCAAAGAGUAGUACCAAGUCAUGAGAAAUAAAUAAAUAAAAACAAAGCACUGCGUACACAGAAAAGCACACGCACACAAAGAGGCGAGAAUAUUUCAUAGUGAGAUUAUGCGGCUUACUAAGCAUAUUUUUGCUGACGCUGGCGCAUAUAAUGUGCGGGGUUAUGUGUGGUGAAGAAAGGAGGUACUACGUAAGAUAUGUUUAUAUGUAAGUGAGUGAUUACUUCAGGUUUUCUUGUUUCAUUUUUGCCACGCCUCUGCAAAACAGCGCAUGUAAUCGAUAUUUAUUAAAUAUUUUGCCACGCAAUGGUGCAAGUAGGCGUGCGGUGACGCAGCUACAACAUGAAAAGCGUUGAAUAAGUGCCAAAAAAUUGCGACCAAAAAUAAUCAAAAAUAUAACCAAAUAAAAUUUAAAAAAAGUAAACAUCAACCAAAAAGUAAUCCGUAAAAAGGUUUGGUAAUGUAUUUGUUUGUAAAAAAUUGCCUUAAAUCAAGGGUGGAGUGGGGAAAUCAAUUAAGGUGAAAAGUAGCCGAGGAUAAGAGAGCACAAAAAAUUUGAGAAAAAAUGCGGCGACUCAACAGACGCAAACCCUCCUCCAUGUGUGUGCGUUAUGUGAUGCUACAGACAUAAAGGUCAAGCGCGGCUUAUAUGAAUGAAGUCAGGCCAAAUUUGUAGCUAAAAGCGACAAAAGAUGUUGAGCCCUAUAAUUGAAUACAAAAUAUUCUUCAAUUGAAAAAAUUAUUAUCAAUAAAAAAACAAUAAUAAUAUAUUAUAAAUCCUAAUUAAACAAUUAAAAUCAAAUAAAUUUCGAUUUACAAAAGCAACUACCUUAAUAAUUAAUUAAAGAAAGAAAUAAUAAGUGUUGAAAAUUAAUAUCAAUAGCCGUUAGAGAAUUUCUUAGUAAAAAAUAUUAAUUUUCUUAAAACUUUAACUGCAAAUCAAAUAAUCGUUUUAGAUUUGUUAAAUCAAAAACCAAACCAAAAUUAAGAAAUUGUGUUCCACUUACAUACUUCGUAAGCACGCCAAAAGCAAACGCAACCUUUAAUACCACAACACUACCAAACACCCCGUCACUAUGGCCGGCCCACAAGUGCAACAUUCACAUUCACAUUCGCAGCGCCCCAAUAGCGCCUAUUACAUGGGCCUGAAUGGUGGUGGCGGCGGCGGCAUAGCCACCAAUGGUCAUCAUGUCGUCGGCGGUGGAACGGAGCACACCCACACAACUACAGCGACUAGCAUUAGCACCAGUAGUAGCGCACACACCGGUCUAUAUGCGCUACGUCAAAUGUCCAACGACAUGGAGUUAAUAUAUCGUGGCAAUAGCGCCAAUGCUAGCCACCAAAGACACUCUGCCAUGUUAACGCAUGGCGUCAUUCAACAACAGCCAACCGGCGCUGCGGUGGGGACAUCAGCUGCCUUGGACAACAGCGGCAGUGUAGCGGAUGUUGUUAGUGGUAGUCAAAUUGUCAGCAUUGCUGGUCCCGGACCGAGCGCCACUGAUGCUUUAAUUGUUCCUUCAAAUGCUGCGACGACGAAACGCAGCAAUUUGGCGUCGUCGAAAUCAAAGCAGCGCAGUGUCGAAAUCGUCGUCGAUGCGUCACAAUGUGGCACUGCUGGUGACGAUGAUGUGGACGGCGGCAAAUCAGGCGAUGACGUUGAGCAGGGGCAUCGUAUGUCGCGACAUCGGCGUCGGCCGUUGCAUCGUCGAUUAUUUAGCUACCUGCGCAGUUUAUUUCAAGGCAGUGCCGCUCAGCAUGAUUCUGAAUUGGAGGAAUUUGAGACGCCCGCACGUUAUCGUCCCGACUCCUUAAGUGCCCUCAGUCGUACCACACGUUUCACAGAGGAUGAAAUCAAACGAAUUUAUCGCGGUUUUAAGGCUGAGUGUCCGACGGGCGUCGUCAAAGAGGACACAUUCAAACUUAUCUACUCGCAAUUUUUCCCACAGGGAGCCAACCCCACCCUGUAUGCGCACUACGUUUUCAAUACACUCGAUCAGGAUCACAGCGGCAUUAUUAGCUUUGAGGAUUUCGUUCAAGGACUUUCGAUAUUGUCGCGCGGCUCUGUGGAGGAGAAACUCCGUUGGACAUUCUCGUUGUACGACAUCAACGGCGAUGGCUUCAUAACGAGGGAGGAAAUGACUGAUAUUGUGACUGCCAUUUACGAACUGAUGGGACGCCUACCGGACGAGUGUCCCGAAGAGGAGAAAGUCAAAUGCAAAGUCGACCACAUAUUCCAGAAAAUGGACAAAAAUGGCGAUGGCGUUGUGACGUUGGACGAGUUUCUGGAGACGUGUCGAAGUGACGAAGCUAUAUCACGGUCAAUGUCCGUCUUCGACUCAGCGUUCUGACCAUAUCCGCUGGAGAAACGAGACGAGAGCGCCGGCGGUCACCGGCAACGCAGACAACCGUCAGGAGGUAGAAGUAAGGUAGGCACUGGCGGCGGAACUAAUCAUAGUCGUACACGUAGUAGUCGCAAUAGGCGCAAACAAUCAUCAUUAUCAUCACAGCAACGUCAGCAGCAGCAGCAGCAGCAGAAACAACUGGAGCAGCAACAACUAACACAACAACAACAAACGUCAUUGGAUGCGCAAGCUGAGCGCGACAAAUGUAAAAACCCCGAUAAACGUAAGUCGAAUAAGAAAACCCUACAAAUACAACUACCAGAUAAAGCACAGCCACAGCCACAGACAAAACCACAACUGAAGCAACAACAAAUCGAUGCACUUGUAAGUCAAAAUUUAGCAAAAAAUAGCCAAAAAAUUGAGCGGCGUACCGUUGCACACAGUGCCGAAGCCUCCAAAUGGCACACUUCUAGCAGCGACGCCUCCACUGCCUCCUGUGACAGCGACAACGAAGAAGCAGUUAGCGAAAAACUCUCUUCUAUGUGUCAUCACUGCCUGCGGCCACAAUUCGAACUACAGCUGCGAUAUCUGCGUCCAUAUCAGCGACGACAAUGGAGCCGACUACUACAGCAACAGCGCAGCAAGCGGCACAACAGUAAAUCGCGCAAAGAAGUGAGCUGGAGUGGUGGCGGAGUAGAUGACAACGAAGGCGGUAGAAGAGAUGGAGGUGGAGGUGGCGGUGGUGUCGGUGGCAGCGGCGCAGUUGCUGUUGGAGUUGGUGGCUACGGAGCAGGCGAGUACAUUUCACCAACGAAUACCUGCACAAGCGGUGUGCAUUGGUCACGACGCGAUGUCAGUGCGGCGGUGCGUUAUCGCUGUCCGCAAGUGGGCCCCAAGUCCGCACCCUAUCACUUCCAUCAUCCUCAACAACUACACAAUGCAUAUCAGCUGCAGUUGCUGCUGCAGCAAUGUGACUAUGUGCCGCCAACGUUCUAUCAACAAAAGCAACAGCAACAGUUAUUUUGUAAGAGGCAAGCAACAUUACACAAUAAUAAUUUGGAUUUCAACACAACCACAACCACUGCAGCCAACAUGGCAACCAUCACUUUUGAAUGUGAAUCGCAAUCGCAAUCACAAAGGCAACAACAAUUGCUGGAUCAACAGCAAAGAAAUCAAAAUAUACAAAUAAAUCAAAAUUUACACGCAAUGACCACAGCAACAACAACCAUCAAAACUGCCACAUCGAGCGGGUGUAGCGAAAAUGGCUACACGAGUAACACCAGCUUAGGCGGGACGACGGUGGCGACAGCAAGAGCGCCGGGCGCUCUUGCCGCCCACCCCGGCCGCUCUACUAGAGGCACAGUCAGCGACAGUGAGUUGCAGUUGCAGCAGCACCACCCGACUACGUCGGAAUCACCGUCGCUGGUGAAGGUACGCGCCUGGUAUACAGUGGCUAAACAGGGUGUUUCUUGCUAAUAAUAAUUUUACUUCUCAAUCUUCCGGCUUCAUCUCAACUGUGCUCUAUAUUUACCUAGAAAUUCUUGUUAGACAUUACUUUUUUCACUAAACAGGAAUUCUGGUAUUUGGUUUUGUUUGAAUUUAUUUUGAGAAAUCUGCUAACAAAUCAUGCGAAAUGGGGUAAAAUUCGGUAGUCAUAGAAAUGAGAUAAUAAUAAUCGUACUUAAAGAGUACUCUUGUAGGACACAGCAAAACUUUAGGAAAAUUUACAAGUGUAAGGUGAAUGAAAAACUAGGGUCUGUCAGACUCACGCACGGUAGAAGUGAAACUUCUAAGUUGGUUGUUCCACGCAUGGGAGCCCCGGUUUAGAUCUCUCCCCCCUCUCUCGUAUUAAAUUCAGGUUUUCAUAUUUUUUUUCUAUAUCACUCCACAUAAAUGUGUACUAUUUAUUUUUGUCCUUAUUAGCUUCAAAUUUGACACUUGGGUGCAGUGUUGCACUUGACGCUGACAUUUCUUUGCACUUCCAAUGGUAUUUUUUGCCUACUUUUGGCGCGUUAAUCAAUUUGCUUUGAUCACCGAAACGGUUGAAAUGUCAUUUUACAACCUUCUACUUCAACUAUCGUCACUCGUUUGGCAAACGCACUCAUUGUAUCGCUUCGUCUCCUCCAUACCUACCAUCUAUUUACUUCACAGCAGUUUCUUAUUGCUUUCCCGCUUACACAUAUUCAAUCGGCGCUUUAUCUGAUACUUACACACAGCACUCAUUUGCACGGGCUAUGGCUAUCUAUAAUACCCGUUGUCGGUUGUCGAUUGUCGGUUGCCUGCAUGUCGCCAGUCUACUUCAAUGCUUACUUGUGUGCUAUAUACAUUUCAGUUCAUAUUAUCGUUCAGCGCUUGUGAUGCGAGAGAGCGACAGAGAGAGCGAAUAGGCGAGAGUGGGAAGGAGCAGCUGCUCCUUGGCCCCGCCCAUUUGACAGAUUUCGGUAACGCUCCGAACUUACCGUUUCACUCGCCUAUUUUCAAUCUGCCUUGGGGCCCCCGACGCGCCUAAAGAAGUUUCACUUCAAAAAUCGACCUUUUGUUAAAAUCUGAUCUAGCAGAUGUCUUAAAUUUGAUUUUAUGCUUGGAAUAAGUCAAGCAGCCCAUGCCUCAGAAGCUUUCCUCGCUCAUUCGUCUGCUUCCGCAUUUUCUAAAACAUCGCUAUUGUGUUCAGGGAACCUAUAUAGAUUGAUGUUUUGCUGACGAAAAAAUUGAGUGGAUCUUCAACAGCUUGCGCCUAGUCAUUGCCAGCUUAAGAAUCUGAAUCGCAGCUUGACUGCCUAGCUUUAAAGGCGCUAGGUACGCCAGUUCCACUGCAUAAAUCUCAGCCUAAAAGCACGACAAUAAUCUGGAAGUUUGUAAGUUUCUCACAGCGAGAAUUGUAUAGAAGAAGACAUCAGAUCCGAUUUCUGUAAAAAAUCUAACUACUCGUAUAAAAUGUUUAUCUGGGUUGGUUUUGUGCCGGAUAUACUGUGGGCAAAAAGUAAGGUGAAUUUGGUUGUAAAAUGAAAAAUCUUUAUUUAUUCUUAUAAAUCAAUUUCAUCCCCUUCAAAAUAAUCCCCUCUCAAUGAAACACACUUUUGCCAACGAUUUUUCCAAUCCCCGAAACAUGCCAAAUAGUCCAUUUCCGGUAUAGCCAUCAGCACCUUCUUCGAUUCAGCUUUUAUCUCCUCAAUCGACUCGAAACGCCUUCCCCGGAGUGGUCUCUUGAGUUUUGGGAAUAGCCAGAAGUCACACGGAGCCAAAUCAGGUGAAUACGGUGGUUGCGAAACGAUAUGCGUGGAAUUUUUGGCGAAAUGGUCACGAAGAACGAGGGCAGUGUGAGACGGUGCUUUAUCGUGAUGCAAAAACCAAGAUUGGUUGGCCCAUAAUUCUGGUAUUUUUAGACGAAUUGCUUCACGUAAACGACGCAUAACGCUCAAAUAAUAUUCCUUAUUAACAGAUUGGCCAGGUGGAAGGAAUUCAUAGUGCACCACACCACGAAAAUCGAAAAAAACUGUCAUCAUGACCUUUAUUUUUGAACAACUUUGACGUGGUCUUUUCGGUCUGGCCUCGCCUUUAGCACGAUAUUCGCUUGAUUGGUCGGUUGUUUCAGGGUCGUAAGCAUAAAUCCAAGUCUCAUCCCCCGUAAUGAUGCAUUUGAGCUUGUCCUGAUAGUCUGAAAGCAUUGUUUCACACACAUCAACGCGACUACUUUUUUCCAAGAAAUUGAGAGUUUUCGGUACCAAACGAGAUUUGACUUUUCGUAUGCCCAAAUGGUCUUUCAAAAUGGUUUUCACAGAUCCUUCUGAUAUUCCGAUCAUAUCAGUAAGGUCUUUAACAGUCAACCGACGAUUUUUGAAUACUAACUCCUUCACUUUAUUGACGUGUUGGUCAUCUGUUGACGUCGAUGGUCGUCCGGAGCGCUCCAAGUCAUCAACACGUUCUCGACUCUCUUUGAAGGCUUUGUACCACUUAUAAACAUUUUUCUGUGACAUGGUCGAAUCACCAAAUGCCUUCUACAACAUGCUAAACGUUUCCGCAGCCGAAAUUUCAUUCCGCAAACAAAAUUUGAUGGCAAUUCUCUGCUCAAUCAAAUCAGACAUUGUAAAAAUCGAAAAAUGCACUCUUGGUCGUUUGGUAAACACAAGCAUAAAUAUAUUACUUAUAAUGACAUUCACGUGAAAGUUGGCCCAGAUGUUAUUAACAGUGCUGCCAACUCAUGAAAAAAAUAACUAGAGCGAAAUUGUAAUCCCCGCGAAGCUUGACAAAUUAAUUCACCUUACUUUUUGCCCUCAUACAUAUUUUUUUUUUUAAUUUUUCCGAUGAAUAUUCUAUGUUUGACCUUCAACUGACCUUCAAUUUUACCCUGCAAGGACAAAUGAAUAACGAAUUCGGACUCAGCAACCAAAAAAUGCAUAUAUCAAUUUUCAAUAUUCGGUCAAUAUUCUAAGUUUCGCCGGAAAUUCGCGUAAACAAACAAAACGCUCUUACCGUAUCCUCGUUUUAAGCCCAUUUCCCCCUCUACAAUGGUAUCACAUGCGAGAAUCUGAUAUCUCGUGCAAAUGUGCUCUCUCGUGAGCAACCUUUUAACCUAAAGCAAUUGCAAUAAGUUUUAGUUACUUUCUAGGUAAGCGUCGAUAGUGCAAUGUUGAGAAGUUAGUUCCCCUUUUGUACAGUACUCUUGAACCUGCGCUACUUUUGAAGAAAAUCCCACCUCGUGAGAUUAAAUGAAGAAGGAGAUUUUCUCGUUCAUCUAACUUUUUCUCUCCUAACACUUUUUUAUUAAUUUAUACUCCUGCUUAUUUCUGCUGUUGCUGUUAAAACACGAGCUGUAAAAUUUACGACGCGAUUCAAUUUGAAUAUUUCAACGUUAGAUUUAUUUAUCAAAAAUAUCAUUAAAUAUCAAUGGCCACCAUUUCGCAUUGGUUUUACAGAGUCUUUCAAUUAUUAUUUCUUCUACUCUAUUCUGAGCAACACUUGUAAAGUAUUUUAAAUACACAGAAAGUCUUUAAGAUCGCCGCAACAGUUCUAAAUUUAAAAACAGCGAAUGAUAUGAGAUACUAAUACAAAUGUAAUUUAAGCAGAAUAGUUGUUAUAAAUAAAAAAUAUAUACUUAAAUAAAAAAAAUAUACUUAAUGAUCAAUGAAAGAUUUAAAAUUUUAGGAAUUGUGGAUAUAUUUAUGUAAAAGCCAACGAAAAGGGUAUUCAAAUUAGAAAGCUAAGACCAAGUUAUGCAUUUUACUUCAAUUUAAGUCGAAUCAAAAGUGUUUUAUCAAAGCUGACACAUAUUCUUAUAAUAUCAUUUUUAACAGGUUUUAUUGGUAAUGAACCGAUUAUCGAAUUGUUCCCACCCAGCAUGCACAAAAAUGGUAAAGCUCCAAGAUAUGUACAGUGGAGAGCGAGUCAUGUGAAAUGAGAGUAGCAAGAGUGCGUAUUUGUUGUCAUAUUAUACGGUUCAAUAGCAUUUUUGGGGACGGUAUGAUUCCUACUCAGAUGAAAGACCUAGACUCAUAUAGUAAAACCUCCAAAUUUUACAUUAGUAGGUGUAAUUUUUUUGUCCAUAGAAUUUUAAGUUUGCCAUUUUUUGCCUGAGGGUUUUUAGAGUAAAUGAAAAAAGGUUAAAGUUCGUACCGGAGUUUGAUGACAUAUUGUAAAAUUCCACCGGGAAUAAUUUUGUAGAACAAUCAAACUCACUAGCCCUCUCACGAAUGAGUCGUUCAGGCCCGUUUUUUCGAAAGCCUAAAGAGAAUAGGAUUUGGGAGUUUGCUAGAGGUUUGUUGAUGUUCUAAAGAAUUAUUUGAAGAAAAAUUUAACUAGGGGUAUUCUCAGACAAAAUCUUUAUGUAAAAGAUAUAUAAGCUAAAAAACAUAAAUAAAAGCCUCAGAAAGUAAAAAACAAGUACAGUUUGUGUCAGAAAAAAGGAACCGCGAUUUUUCCUGAAGUGUAAAAGAUAUACAUUUAAAAUCUUUAGUGUAGUCUCCAUUGUUGUCGAGUAUAGCUUGGCAUGCUUUGAAGCAGCUUUUCUUCGUCGACAAACAGGACUAGAGUUUUCAAACUUGACCCACGAGUUGCUUUAAAUUGUGGACUAGCUUUCCGGCAAGAUGCGUUUUGGCGUCUGUGGACUGGGAAGGCCAGUCCAUUACUGUGACGCCAUUUUCUUGUUUUUUAAUGUGUUUUUCUGAGAGCAGUGGUUUUGAUGAUGUGGGACGGUAUGAUAUGUUCGCCUUUUUCAGUCGUCGUUCGAUAGUGUUGAAACUCACAUCUAUUCCCUUUGUAGCAAGAAUUGUGCGUGCUUGGCGUAGUCACAAAGAAGGGUCCUGCUUAAAAAGUUGGACGAUCACUUUAUCAUGCGUUUUUGUCGUCACUCGCUUCAAGCCGCGCGCGGAAAAGUCAGCAACAUUUUUGUACACUUUAUAUCGCUGAUUCCACAUCACAACAAACUUUUUUCGAUUUUUUAAUUAGUUUUACAGCCGCGGCGUAAGAUAAUUUCGGCCUUUUCGAAUGCGUGCAUAAAAAUACCGCCUCGAAACGCUUCGCAUACUUCUCACUCAUUUUUGUUUGGUUACGUUUACUUGAAAGUCCGACCGACACUAACCUGAGUUAUCACUGACAUUGUAGCUCUUAAGUGAGACUAUUACGCAGCAAAAAAUGGAGCGAAAUAUAUCUUGAAGUUACAAGAAAAGAAACGGUUCUUUUCUUCUGACGCAGACUGUAUGUUCCUCUGAAAUAUAUACGAACAAUAGUUUUUUAUUAAAGUUA
Messenger RNA from Anastrepha ludens (Mexican fruit fly), 9601 nucleotides. RefSeq lists its product as uncharacterized. Gene Ontology annotation, molecular function: calcium ion binding. The record is from RefSeq and is a predicted model, not a curated record. NCBI's taxonomy places the organism in Eukaryota, Metazoa, Arthropoda, Insecta, Diptera, Tephritidae. The transcript is spliced from 5 exons.